Messenger RNA from Agrilus planipennis (emerald ash borer), 2663 nucleotides. RefSeq lists its product as uncharacterized. Lineage: Eukaryota; Metazoa; Arthropoda; Insecta; Coleoptera; Buprestidae. Bases 348 to 2576 code for a protein of 742 amino acids. The transcript is spliced from 2 exons. The record is from RefSeq and is a predicted model, not a curated record.
CACAUAGAUAAUUAAUUUUAGAAAUAUUGGACCAGAAAGAAGAAUACCUGCAGGACAUAAAAGACCUUACAAAGAUUGUCCGUGGGCAGGAAUUACAAAUUAAACACCUUCUGGUCAUAAUAGACAAACUGAGACCGCAUAUUGAAUCGAAGGUAUGCAAUGGGUAACGGCCUAAUGUGGAACAAGUAAACUGCAGUCUUCCGUUGGAAUUCAAAGAUUUAACACAAGUAGAAACUCAAACCAACGAACAGCCAGAAACAAAAGUUGAACUUAAAGAAGCGUAUGUUCAAACUGUGGAUCAGGAUGUAUCAACAUCUAAACCAAGAAGUCCAGAAAAUCGUUCAGAAAUGCGUUCCGUAAUUGAUGUUCUCAGAGAAUGUGCCGAAAAUGUUAAAACGAUCUUUAGAACUUCUUCUUCUGAUUAUUCAUUACGCAGUAGCUUCAAAAGGCAACCUGAAAUUCGAUUUGCCACAUACACAAGUGAAAAACUAGCUGAUAUUCCUGAUAAAUAUAUUGGGAGUAACAAUACGACUUGUCUGGAGCAGCUACCGAAGGAGGAGGAUUCUAAAUCAGAAACUCUUCCGCAUUCGAGCAACUGUCAUCCCUUUUGUCCACUGAUGAAACCACUUCAGUGUUUGCUUGGGUUGGCCAGACAUAAAUCAGAAAGCGUCAUAACAGUAAGGAACAAGCAACAGGCCAUCCUUGAUAAUAUCGCCGCCAGUUUUAAAUCCAAUGCGAGGGCGGGGCUUCUACAACUGAAGGAUUUACAAGACACAAGUAAACACAUUACAUUUGCUGCGGAAAUCCAUGAAACAUUUCCUAUACCGGAUACGGAUAAUUCUCCAGAUACGUCAGAAGGAAAAAGCUGCGGAUCUUCUAAAAAGGAAGAGGAAGCAGACGCCAACGUAAAUGCUACGGCAAAACAAGACACGGAGGGAUCACAGUUUCUUUCGAGUUUGGAUGUACUCUCUACGGUAAAUGAGCAAUCAAACGAAGAAAACUCAUCUAAAUCCACCAACAAACAAAAUCGAACACCUUCUACCAAUGAUUCCAAAAAGUGUGAAGAUGACAGUAUAGAAGAGUCUUCCGGAAAGAAUAAAUCUAACUUUUCUAAGAAAUCAGAUAGAUCGUCAAGUGGGUUUGUCAAGAGUCAACCAAAAAGUACAACUUCACAACAGCAAUCUUCAAAAUCUGCAAAAAGCUUUAAACAACAGAAACAAUCUGGUUUACCAGAGAAUGAGAAAAAAUCUUGUAACUCUUCCACAACUGUUCGAAAAAAAUCGGAAAUAAACGCGUACGAUAUUCCUAAGUCGGAAAAAUCAUUCUGUUCCAAAAAACAAGAAUACAUAGUUAACUAUUUCACUAAUGUCAAACCAAAAUCAGAAAUACCUUUGGAAGAUAAAGACCAGAAGUCUGAGAAAUCAGCCUCCAACAAAGGCCAUAGGUCAGAAAAGUCUGUUUCAUCUGCUACACAGAAGUCAAAGACACUUCACAGUGACAUCAGCAUAAAAGAGGAAACGAACUACAAUUCUCAGGUACAAUCUCAUAGGACCUCCAUCGCAUGCUUUCAGAAGUAUGAAAAGGAACCUGACAAUUCCACAACUUCUUCUAAUAAUGUGAAGACAACGAGUAUUGUGGACGAAAUCUUACAGAAAGAAAUGAAUAUUAUAAAAAAAGAACUGGAAGUCCUCGCCCGUAAAUUUAAUUGGAAGUCAGGAAAACCCUUGACAGAGGACAAACAAAAGUCAGAAAACUCAUUGUCUACAAAUGCUCCUCUCGAUUCUUUAAAAUCAAUAAGUAAUUGUCCAAGAAACUCCGAAUUAUCCCUUACCGACAGUGAACAAAAAACAGAAAAAAAUAUCGAACAACUAACUGAGAGGUCCUUUACAAGGGACGAAAGAGAAUCUGAACCCGUAACGGCUGCUAAGGAACAGUUGCAGGUGAAUGAAAACUGCUUAAAUUUGAUUAAAGAUUGUUCGCCUAAACAUGUAAUAUCAACCAAAUGCAACAGCAGUCCGACAACGACCACAUUGAAAGUAGAAAUGACUGAUACCGAAGGUAAACUUCAUCAGAUCAACGCAACAUUUGAGAGUUCUGACGAACUUCAAGGAAUCAUAGAGAUUGACGACAACUCUGUUGUCCAUGUGAAAUUGCUGUGUGGUAACGUGUUUCAGCAAAGUGCGAUCGGUAUUGAAAAAAUUUCCGAUGAUAUUGUACAAAAUUACGAAAUUAAACCAUACGGUGAAACGUCGAACGAAUCGUGCAUAGAGUCCGGUAAGGAAACAUUCCAGGAAUGUAACAUAUCUGGGGUUAAAGUUUGUAAAAAGAAAGGAGCUAUUGCAGCCAAAGCCUUCUCCGUUACGUCUGUCGUCACUGAAAUACCCAUGGUCAGAAGUACGAGCAGUCUUGGUAUGUGUGCAGAAAUGACUGACAAAUUAAAGGCAAUUGUCACGGAAAUGGAUAAGAAACUGGAGACGCCGGAAGGAAAGAAAGAAGUACUCGAUUCUCUCAGAUCAUUGUGCAGAUUACCUUCAUAUGAAGAUGCAAGUCGUGCAAACAGCUGUUCAGAAUGUUAAAGAGUUUUAAAUUACUUCAAUUAAACUAUUAAUAUCUAUAAUAUUGACGUACGUUACUUAUUACAUCUUACGUUAAAUAAAUUUGUU